Conger conger (European conger) is the source of this 1795-nucleotide messenger RNA. It is a transcript of the gene dusp7, whose product is annotated as dual specificity phosphatase 7. The transcript is spliced from 3 exons. The coding region runs from base 379 to 1518 and encodes 379 amino acids. Gene Ontology annotation, biological process: negative regulation of MAPK cascade; protein dephosphorylation. The record is from RefSeq and is a predicted model, not a curated record. Lineage: Eukaryota; Metazoa; Chordata; Actinopteri; Anguilliformes; Congridae. Gene Ontology annotation, molecular function: protein tyrosine/threonine phosphatase activity; MAP kinase tyrosine/serine/threonine phosphatase activity. Gene Ontology annotation, cellular component: cytosol; cytoplasm.
CAAACGGGAGAGAGGCAUAGUCAAAUGGCUGGUGAACAUGCUGAAAUGAUGAUCUCUACUAUAAAUCCAAAUAUAAAUUCCGUCAUAUGUAUAAUCCUUAAACUGGCGUGAAGAUCCGCGCGCGCUGUUACAUCUCAUGGACCUCGACAGCGAAAAGCGUAUCUUCCAAGUUCAAGGGAGUGAACUAAAAUAUUCUUCAUGGUUUUUGCAAUACCUUAGUGUCGUGAUCCGUCCGUGCAAACAUAUUGCCACUAACUGAUUUUGGAGGAGAACCACCGCCACCACCACCGUGUGCGUGGUGUUUUACGUGGGAACGACUUUAGAGCGGUAUUUUCCCCUUCGUUUUAUUGCAAAUAACAGCAUUAGCAUAUUUCCCUCAUGAAAAAUAAUCUUUGGAGCGGUUCCCGGGACAUGACCAUGAUGAUGCCGAGCAAAAGUGUGGAAUGGCUGCAAGACGAACUGGAAUCCGGUGGGAGCUCCCUGCUUCUGUUGGAUUGCCGCUCGCACGAGCUCUUCGAAUCAUCUCACAUAGAGACGGCCAUCAAUUUGGCAAUACCGGGGCUGAUGCUUCGGAGGCUGAAAAAGGGGAAUCUGCCGAUCCGAUCUAUUAUUCCGAAUAACGAGGAUAAGGAGAAGUUUGUCAAACGAUGCAAGACGGACACCGUGGUCCUGUACGACGAGGCCACCUCGGACUGGCAGGAGAACGGCGCAGCGAGCUCAGUUCUUGGGCUCCUGCUUCAGAAGCUCCGGGAUGACGGUUGUAAGGCUUAUUACCUGGAGGGGGGAUUCAACAAGUUUCAAACGGAGUACCCAGAACACUGCGAGACUAACCUGGACAGUUCGUGCCCCAGCAGCUCGCCGCCAGCGUCCGUUUUGGGGCUGGGCGGGCUGAGGAUCAGCUCGGACUGCUCCGAUGGGGAGUCGGACCGUGAACCGGGCAGUGCCACUGAGUCGGAGGGCAGCCCGUUGCCCAGCAACCAGCCCGCCUUCCCCGUUCAGAUCCUUCCUUAUCUCUACCUUGGCUGUGCCAAAGAUUCCACCAACCUCGACGUGCUGGGCAAGUACAACAUUAAGUACAUCCUGAACGUAACGCCCAACCUGCCAAACAUGUUUGAGCACGACGGAGAAUUCAAGUACAAACAGAUUCCCAUCUCCGAUCACUGGAGCCAAAACCUCUCGCAGUUUUUCCCCGAAGCCAUAUCUUUCAUUGAUGAAGCUCGCUCCAAGAAGUGCGGGAUCCUGGUGCACUGCCUGGCCGGGAUCAGCCGCUCGGUCACCGUCACCGUGGCCUACCUGAUGCAGAAGCUCAACCUGUCGCUCAACGACGCCUACGACUUCGUCAAGCGCAAGAAGUCCAACAUCUCGCCCAACUUCAACUUCAUGGGCCAGCUGCUGGACUUCGAGAGGACCCUGGGGCUGCACAGCCCGUGCGACAACCGCUCGCCCGCCGACCAGCUGUUCUUCACCACGCCCACCAAUCACAACGUUUUCCAGCUGGACACGCUGGAGUCCACAUGAGGGCCCCCGCCGGGGGGCGCGUUCAGACGGGCCCGGCCUCUUCCAGCGUUUUUGCCUGCAGCCUCCUCCUCCUGCGGCGUUUUUGAGUCCCGCCGUCCCCGGGGGAGGGCGUGCCGCAGGGCUCCCCCCCCCCGGGGACAGGCUUGACGCGGCGGACUUUUGGGGGUUUACUCGCCCGUAGCGGACUGACUAUGGGGUACCACAUCGCUGCUUCAGUGAUGGAGAAGUGCGGCUUCUCUUGCCUUUGGAACAGACUGUUCUUUAUUUUUAUUUUUAU